Molecule: messenger RNA, 264 nt
Organism: Drechmeria coniospora
Lineage: Eukaryota; Fungi; Ascomycota; Sordariomycetes; Hypocreales; Ophiocordycipitaceae
Exons: 1
Coding region: 1-264 (87 amino acids)
Source: RefSeq, a predicted model, not a curated record
AUGAACGAAGAGGAAGAGGAAUCAGCUGCCACCGUGUCGUACUCCUCCCCCGUAUGCUGCAUGUUGAGCCAUCUCAACCCGGAUUUCACGUACAAGCAUCAGACGAGCGACGAGCCUGCGACGGAGCAUCCAACGAUGCCUUCUGAGCAGGCGAAAACAGGCGACGAUCAGCAAGAGACAUUGACUGCCCAGCUGGAUCGCGUGACGGAGAAGGACAGGGUGAUGGACAAGCAAGAUCCUCUCGUGGCGGUGCCCCAUGUUUGA